GGCGGGUGUGCGGCCGCCAUGUCGCGCCGCCGCCGUAAAGCGCGGGCGAUGUCGGAGCAGCCGGUGGCGGGGGUGGCGGCGGCGGCGGCGACGCGGACGCGCUUCGAGAAGCGGCUGCUGGUGACGGGCGGCGCCGGCUUCAUUGCUUCACAUGUAGUUGUGUCCCUCGUCAAAAACUAUCCAAACUAUCUGAUUAUAAAUCUAGAUAAGCUUGACUACUGUGCAAGUUUGAAGAAUCUUGAAACUGUCUCUGAGAAGGAAAACUACAAGUUUAUCCAGGGGGAUAUUUGUGAACCUCAUUUUAUAAAACAGCUUUUUGAAACUGAGAAAAUUGACAUAGUCCUUCAUUUUGCAGCCCAAACUCAUGUAGAUCUUUCAUUUUGGCACGCCCUCGAAUUCACAUAUGUGAACGUUUAUGGCACGAAUGUACUGGUAGCUGCUGCACAUGAAGCCAAUGUGGAGAAGUUUGUCUAUGUCAGUACAGAUGAAGUAUAUGGAGGCAGCACUGAUCAGGAAUUUGACGAAUCCUCACCAAAACGUCCUACAAAUCCCUAUGCCUCCUCUAAAGCAGCUGCGGAGUGUUUUGUUCAGUCUUACUGGGAAAGGUACCAAUUUCCAGUUGUUAUUACGCGAAGCAGUAAUGUUUAUGGGCCACACCAGUAUCCAGAAAAAGUUAUUCCAAAGUUUAUAUCUUUGUUGCAACAGAACAGAAAAUGCUGUAUUCAUGGUUCUGGACUUCAAAGAAGGAAUUUCCUAUAUGCUACUGAUGUUGUAGAAGCAUUCCUUACUGUUCUGAAGGAGGGGAAGCCAGGUGAAAUUUAUAACAUUGGAACUAAUUUUGAGAUGUCCAUUGCCCAGCUUGCUAAGGAGUUAAUCCACUUAAUAAAGAAGACCAGUUCAGAAUCUGAAAUGGAGCACUGGAUGGAUUAUGUCAAAGACAGACCUGCCAAUGACAUGAGAUACCCAAUGAAUUCAGAAAAAAUGCACAAGUUAGGAUGGAGACCUAAAGUGCCUUGGAAAGAAGGAAUAGAGAAAACAAUUGAAUGGUACAAAGAAAACUUUCACAACUGGAAAAAUGCAGAGAAAGCUUUGGAGCCCUUUCCUGUGACAGAGCCAUUUGCACAGCUUAAUGUUCCAUAAGGUGGCAGAGAUCUUGAAGGAAUCUAUUCUACCUCACAGUCUUUUCUUUGAAGCCUGCAAUCAAGUGACCACAGCAAAUUCUUAAUGUAUCCAAGAUACGUGAACCGUGAUAAGUACAGAUCUAUAAUAUGGCAUGACUUUGGAAGGGUUCAGCACUUUAUAAGUUUAACUUGUUAAUUUCAGCUUUUGGUGCAAUAUUAAAUCUUCACUAGGUAUAGAUUUAUUUUUUUCUGAAGAAUUUUACAGGGUGAAGAAUUUUUAUACUGUUAUAAAAGUUAGUAUAACCGAUGUCAAAUCCCUCUUACUCAUUUUGAAUGAGAGGAUUGUGACUACAGUGUUUGGGACUUCCAGUGAAUGUGUGCAUAUAUGUAUUUUUAGUUCUGAAAUCUUUCAUCUGAUUUAUUUUGUUUUUACACUUAAUAUAUGUUUUGUCACUUUAAAUAGCUGCCUUCUGUUUUAAAUCAAGUGGAAAAGAUGAUGUAUUUUCUAGAGAGUAUAAAUUGAUUGGUAAAAACUAGAUAUGGCAGCCAUAUGGUUCACAGUUCUUUUCUCUAUUGUUGCAGUAUUACGUUGUGUAGAUGACAGUUUAAACUGUUAUCUACUCUAAAUGCUUUUUUGUAAAAGGGAUGGGGAAAGUGUUAAGAAAGCAGAUGUUCUUACUGAGAUUUCCACAAGCCAUUUCUUAAACUUUGCUCCAAUGUCUUAGAAGUCAUCUGUUUACUGUAUUAUGUCCUUUUAUGUUUUAACUUCCUUUUUCCUUUUCUAAAUUAUAAUUGUAACAGACUUCAAAUACUGUAAUGUCAUUAACAUUCCGGUAAUGUAACUUCCUGUGAUGUGAAGGCUAUGUACGAUGAAAAGUUUUAAAUACUUCCUUCGAAUUGUGGGUUGGCACGCCUUAUUUGAUGCUGUGUUUGGUGUCUGUGUGUUUUUUGACAAACAUUUUAAAGAUGAAGCAAAUUUGAGUUUUAAUGUAAAACUUUGGAUGAAACUUCAGUGCUGAAAAUGUGUCAAUAAAUCUUUCUCAAAGUUGAUUUAUUGAUUAAAAACUUACAGCAUAACUGGUUUCUCUUAUUUGGGUAAAUAAGCUGAGUCGGUACAUACCAGCUCAAAGUAGAUGGUGGUUGUUUUUUUUGUUUUUUGUUAAGCGUUCCUGUGUCCUGAACAAAACGAUCUUCACUGUUUUGCCUUUGAGGUGACAUGUAAAAGAAGAAACUCUUCUUGCUUAGUACAGAAGUAUAUUGAUAAAAGCACAGCCCCAGACAGUUCUUCUGCUUCCAUGUACCUGUGGAAGUAGAGAAUUAAGAUGCUAGGGUGUGCUCAGAAACACUGCUGGCCUCUGAAGUUGUCUUUUACUGCAUAUUUGAAUUGCUGUAAAUUCAAGACUUUCAGAAACUAAGUUUAGCACACUUUGCAGAAAUCCUUUCCCUAUCACCUGAGAUGCAGGCAUGGUGGAGUUUGGGGCAUUUGCCUUAUCUUUGCACAAGCUAGAGUUGUGGUAGUAACUGAACACUUAAUAGUAUCUGGCUCAGCUGGCAGGUAUUGCUGCCUUUGGAUUUGCAAUGCUCCUAAUUGCAUCACACCUCGUGUGCUGAAUGGUGCUGUUGAUGGUAAGAAUCAUUCUAAAAGAAGACUGAGCAGUACGCUUCUAGACUAAUUUUUGUCCCAGAUAUAUAUUCUAAAGCCUGGGAACAUGUUAUUUCUGUGACAAGGUGGGAUAAUAAUACCGUACUUGAAUUGCAUUGCACUUAUUUUUUUCUCAUAUUUGGUUUGGUAGUCAAAACUUUCAUUUGGGAACAGAAAUUACAGGACUUAAUAUGCACUAGUCUGUUAGAAUAUUUGGCGUACCGUAUACUUAAGGUUAAGCUUGUACCAGUGAAUUGCUUAAAUCUCAGUGUCAAAUACGCAUUGAUGGUUGAAACGUAACAUUCAAAUAUGUUCUUAAUUUUUAUAUUUCCUUGUGAUGCAGCUUUCUUACAAUAGGCAGUGUUACUUAUCCAUCUGACCAUUUUGUGUCUUGUAGAAACCAAUAUUGGAAAUAGCUGAAAUAUUGCAAAAAAUACAUUUUAGCUGCAUUUAUUUUUACUAUGGUAGAUAGCCUGGGUGAGCUCCAGUGUAAAUACGUGUCUUUCACAUCUUUUGAUGGUGGAACACUGGAAAUAAGAAGUGUCUUUAAUUUUAGGAAUAGAAAUUAUAGAAUCUUCUCUAUUAAAAUAUUUUUGUAAUUUGACAAAUAGAUACGGUGUGUUUGAAACACUAAAAAAAAAUUAACUUCUGGUAAUGUGUUAUGUGAUGACAAAUACACAGAAGAAAAGCUUGUGAUUAGUCUAUUGAAUAGUAUAUUGAACAGGUCUUCUGAAAGUUGUUUUGAAUGUUUAGAUGCUGAAGGUUUAAUGACAUUUUAUCUAACCAUCCAAACGGUUACAUAGAAGCAAUAUUAUUGGGAGUGGAUUUGUCAGAAGGAUCUAUAACUUUUAGUGGUAGCUGUUCUCUUAGUUUAUGUAAAUAUUUUGAGAGAUUAAAUCUUCAAAACUGUUUGAGAUGCUGAACAGAUGUUCCUACUUAACGUAUUUUUUUAAAUCUGUGAUUCUUACUUUGUGCUACUUUGCUGUAGAUCAGGUUGCCUUAGCAGGUGAGUUUUCUGGUAGGAGAAUUUCUUUCCCAAGGAAUAGUCCUUACUCAUAAAGAAAACAGCUUAUUUUGCCAUCAUCCUUCUGGCUUCUUCUGUAGAAGGAAAUGACAAAAUCAACCAGCGAACUGUUAAUGUGGAGAUGUGCACUGCUUUUGGUUAUGCCUCACUGAGAAGAUAUGAAGUAGCACUUCAGCAGAAGGCAGAGGUAAUGAUGUAAAAUACUGUAAGCAUAACAAUUUUUCAGUCCACUUUUCUCAGGGUUUGCGUCACGGAACAAGCAGGUUAAACCAAUAAGAAAAUAAAUGGAGUAGGUGUUUGUUUCACUUAAAUUGGUGAAGCUUUCCUAAAGGAGAAUGGCUGCCCUUUGAAGGAAGGUUUCUGUACAGGUUCUGUCACAGAUGAGAGGCUCAGAUUCGGAAGUUAUUUGGGGACUGCUGUCCUGCAUCUCUGGGGGCUUACUGUUGUGGGAUGGAUUAGGUCUUUAGGAAGCAACUACUGAAGUCCCAUGCACUUCAAUUGUGUGCACUGGGGAAGAUCAAUGUUGCUACUGUCUUGUCUUGGUAUAUGAAGCCUGCAGAUCUCUUGCAAGCAGCAGUGAAAGAAAUUGGAAGAUGGGUGAAGCAGACGGCAGAGGAAAUGCUCUCUGUAGUCUGCCUGCACUGGGAAUUCUGCACUGUGGGGCCUUUGUGUGUGUAGCAGAUUCCAGUUUGUGUGGUGGAGAUGAUACUUGUACUCUCUGAAGAUUUGUCUAUUGACAAAGUAUACCUUGGCAUCUAUUUGUAUAUAUUCAUAAGCUGUUUGUCUUUGAGAUCCCACUUGUGGUUGAGGCUGGUUUACAUUUUAUUACAUUGUCAUAGAAUGAUAGAUGAAAAAAUUACUUUUCUUUAUCCACCCUGUUCUUUACUAGGUAUAGGAGAAAGGUUGAGGGUGAAAAAGCUGGUGUGUGUGUGUGUUUUGUUUAAACCCUUGAUUCCCAUUCUGAACAAAAUAGCACACACCAGUUUUCUUCCUCUUAGAAGAAAAUUGUGAAUAGCUUUAGCUGUAUUCAGAAUGUUCUAUUUUGCUAAAGCUGUAUUCUUCUGCUCUUUAAAUAGCUAAGAUAUUCCUACUUUUCAAUACAUGGACUUUUCAUUAAAAAAAAAAAAAAAAAAAACAACCACCAGCACCUUUGGCUUGUUUAAUAAAAUAUUUUAUAUCUGAUUCAG
Messenger RNA from Cygnus atratus (black swan), 4974 nucleotides. RefSeq names its product TDP-glucose 4,6-dehydratase (gene TGDS). NCBI's taxonomy places the organism in Eukaryota, Metazoa, Chordata, Aves, Anseriformes, Anatidae. Bases 19 to 1140 code for a protein of 373 amino acids. The record is from RefSeq and is a predicted model, not a curated record. Gene Ontology annotation, molecular function: dTDP-glucose 4,6-dehydratase activity. Gene Ontology annotation, biological process: nucleotide-sugar metabolic process. The transcript has 12 exons.